Messenger RNA from Nematolebias whitei (Rio pearlfish), 1031 nucleotides. RefSeq names its product spindle and kinetochore associated complex subunit 3 (gene ska3). Lineage: Eukaryota; Metazoa; Chordata; Actinopteri; Cyprinodontiformes; Rivulidae. The record is from RefSeq and is a predicted model, not a curated record.
CUGACAGGUUAGACACUCCGGAGCCGCCAUCGUUGUGCACCCCGGGGUUCAAGAUCAAGAAGCCCGAUGGUCAGUGUUUCACACCGGAGCAGGAGCAAGGUGACCCAGAAUGCCCUCUUCUCCCUGGUAGUCCCUCUACCCCUGAGCUUCCACCGUUUCAAACCCCGUAUGUGAAACGACUGGUCAGCACCAAAAAGCGUGCGCAGCCAGACGCACUCGACGGGCCGUCUGAUGGAGAGCACCUGGAAACACCUGGUAGAGGUUCAACAAGCACGUGGCAGCACCGUGAGGAGGACAAGCCAGAGAUGCCACACUUAGAAUCUUCUUUAGGAAAUUAUUUGACAACGAAAAAUGGAGACUUACCAAAGGUUGGUGAGAGUGCUAAAGUAGGAAAGGACACAGCCGUCAGCAGUCUGGAGUUGGACAGAACCACCCAGGGGUUCAGCUUGCCAAGAAGCUUCCAGGAACCGAGCACCCCUGAAAUGCCUGACCUGAGCUCUGUCACACAGGACAUCUGUAAACUUGUGUUACAGGCCCAGAGGAAGAAUACGAGCACUGCAUCCCAGCUGUCUGAUGUCAGGCCAGAAAGCGACAGACACUGUCCUGUUGGUGAAACAAAGGGUCUGUCUCUGGUGUCCCAGAGUGAGUUUGAGACUUUACCGGACUACCUGCGGUGCAUGCCUCUGAGCAGCCUGAACCAGGCCGUCAGGAACAUCAACAGGUCCACCAACGGCUCUGAAGGACUAAUGACGACGUGCACAACGGAGGAGCUCAGGAGGAUCAGUAGUGUGGGGACCCGUGCUCCGGUAUACAUCCUCUGUCUACAGGAGCUGAAGAGGCUGAAGCAGGUGGAAGGCAGCGCCAGCGUUUAUCAGCUGAUAACAGCUAAAGAGUAGGCCAGCACCAAUGUUUAUCAGCUGAUGACAGCUAAAGAGUAGGCCAGCGCCAGCGUUUAUCAGCUGAUGACAGCUAAAGAGUAGGCCAGCACCAGCGUUUAUCAGCUGAUAACAGCUAAAGAGUAGGCCAGCACC